Molecule: messenger RNA, 1635 nt
Organism: Recurvomyces mirabilis
Lineage: Eukaryota; Fungi; Ascomycota; Dothideomycetes; Mycosphaerellales; Teratosphaeriaceae
Gene: ATR1
Product: multidrug-resistance type transporter aminotriazole resistance
Exons: 3
Coding region: 1-1635 (544 amino acids)
Biological process (GO): transmembrane transport
Cellular component (GO): membrane
Molecular function (GO): transmembrane transporter activity
Source: RefSeq, a predicted model, not a curated record
AUGGAAGGCGGAGUACCACGAGAUCACCGGCCACUGGAGCCGGAGGAGAAAUUACCACCACCACGUCUGAAUAAUGAUGAUGAUGACAACGAGGGCUAUAAAGCUCAGAGAACGCAGACACAGGAAUCUGGCCUACGGCAUACCAUGUCGCUCGAAAAGCAGGUUCCCUUAGCCCGCGAGGUACUUGUGAUCGCCAUCGUCUGCUUAUCACAAUUCUGUACCCAAGUUGGUCUAGGUCAGACCCUCAGCAUACUACGAAUCAUCGCUGAUAGCUUCGGCAUCGACGAUCCUGGACUUCAGAGCUGGCUGAUCGCGGGCUACUCAUUGAGCGUCGGAACUUUCAUUCUCCUCUUCGGCCGCAUGGGCGACGUCUUCGGAUAUAAGCACAUGCUCGUGAUCGGCUACUCGUGGUUUGCUUUAUGGUCGAUGGUUGCUGGUCUAGCUAUAUACUCGAACUAUGUCCUGUUUGUCUUCGCGAGAGUACUUCAGGGCAUCGGACCUUCGAUAUGCUUACCGAACGGCCUCGCACUUCUCGGUGCACUGUACGAGCCUGGACCUCGUAAGAACAUGGCUUUUGCAAUGUUUGGAGCUUGUGCGCCUGCUGGAUCUAUCGUUGGAGCAGUGUUUGGUGGGCUAUUCGCUUUGGUAUGGUGGCCUUGGACUUUCUGGUCGUUUGCCAUCACACUGGCGGUCAUUGCGCUCGCUGCUGCCUGGCUAGUCCCAGAUCCGCAGGUGUAUGGCGAGAGGCCACGAACGGUCAAAGGCUGGAUCGACGAGCUCGAUUUGGCAGCUGGGACGGUCGGCGUUGUCGGACUCAUCUUGAUCAAUUUUGCCUGGAACCAAGCACCUAUCGUUGGAUGGCAGUCGCCUUACGUCUGCGUAUGUCUCGUACUUGGCAUACUACUUGUGCCAUUGUUCUUCUGGUUGGAGCUGAAGGUGUCUCCUAAUCCACUCAUACCGUUUAGUGCCUUCACCAGUACCAACGCGUUUGUGCUGUCGUGUAUGGCAUGCGGAUGGGGCAGCUUCGGUAUCUGGGUGUACGAACUUUGGACGAUCUUGUUUGUGUUGCGUGGCUCCAGUCCGCUUCUGGCGUCCGCAUAUCUAUCACCGCUGGUACUUUCUGGCGCAAUAGCUGCUGUCGCGACCGGUUUCUUGCUUUCGCAUCUCAGGCCGGCUUAUCUCAUGGUGAUUGCAAUGUCAGCUUUCUUGACGGGCAAUCUGCUUAUCGCGACUGUACCACCACAUCAGAUAUAUUGGGCUCAAUUUUUCGUCACGAGUAUAAUCGCCUGCUGGGGUAUGGAUAUGAGCUUCCCCGCUGCAACCAUAUACCUGUCGAACACGAUCGAGAAGUCGAAGCAGGGUGUCGCUGCCAGCCUUGUCAACACGAUCGUGAACUAUUCGAUCAGUAUCGCCCUGGGCUUUGCUGGCACCGUCGAGGCACAUGUCAAUCAUGGAGGCCAGACGGACAGAGACAAACUCGAUGGCUACAGAGGCGCACUAUACAUGGGAACCGGUCUUUCUGGUAUGGGCCUGGCAAUCAGCAUCGUCUUUCUUGCGAAAACAUACUGGGAGGAUCGUAAGCAACGGCCAAUCGAUCCGGAGGCGAAGUCAUCACCAAGCGAGGAGACCACUUGA